Molecule: messenger RNA, 600 nt
Organism: Zasmidium cellare ATCC 36951
Lineage: Eukaryota; Fungi; Ascomycota; Dothideomycetes; Mycosphaerellales; Mycosphaerellaceae
Exons: 1
Coding region: 1-600 (199 amino acids)
Source: RefSeq, a predicted model, not a curated record
AUGGCGACUACAAUGGCAGCAAACAACGGACCCUGCCAUUUCUUCCGUCUGUCGGCGGAGCUGCGCAAUCAGAUUUACAGAGAUGUUCUGGUGGAGAAAGAACAGAUCAACAUCGACACCCGCGGUCGACCAGGCAUGUCCACCAACGUCUUUGCCCAGCCCGGAUUCCUACAAACUUGUCUCCAGAUUCAAUCAGAAGCAAGCUCCAUCUACUAUGGCGAGAACCGCUUCGUGGUGCGGGUACCCAACCUCGACGUGAGCGGCCUCAAGGCAUUUUGCAGACGAGCAGUAGCAUGUGGGCAGAGCAAGUACCAUUUGAAAGUCUACCGGUGUGGAAGAGGGAUGGGCUGGUCCAACAUGAUCGAGUGGUUACAAGCGUACCAUGCUGGGCUGGUGCCCUGCUGCGAUUGUGACAAUAGCACUUUGUCCAUCGCGGAUGCGUGCGUACCAUCCAAGGUAUUUGAGCUCGUCGACGAGCUGGACCCAGACAGACAGAUGGCGUGGGACAAGGUGGAACGUAUCUUGAAUGUGGUAAGGGAUAUUCUCGAUGUCGGGUGGACGUAUGAAGGGGCCGGGCUACGCCGUUAUUACGGGAUAUAA